CCAAAAGAUAGAAAGAGAGAAAGAUUUGAUCCUUUUAUUAUUAUCUUACUUUGAGAGGGAAAAGAAAUGCAAUUUAAGAACCAACUACUCUAUUUCCUGUUGGAAGUAACAAAGUGCAUACCAAACCAAACCUUCCUAAAAGACAUUGAAGAGUGAGAAAGUACACUGCUUCUCCUGACUAUUAAAGAAACAACAGAAUUCCUCCUCUCCUCUUGCUCUAUUCUUAUAUACAGAGAGAAACAGAGACCACUUAAUUUCUCACAUAGAAAAAAAAAAAUUCAAGAAGAUGUUUGCAGCUGAAAAUGGACUCAAAGGAGAUUCUAGACUUCAGGGCAUUUCUGAAGCCAUUAGAGUUGUUCCUGAUUUCCCAAAACCAGGAAUAAUGUUUCAGGAUAUUACAACUUUGUUGUUGAAUCAUAAGGUAUUUAAAGACACAGUGGACAUAUUUGUUGAUAGGUACAAAGACAUGGACAUCUCUGCUGUUGCUGGAAUUGAAGCUAGAGGGUUCAUGUUUGGUCCAUCUGUAGCUCUUGCCAUUGGUGCAAAGUUUGUUCCUUUACGCAAGCCAGGAAAAUUGCCAGGUAAGGUAAUUGCAGAAUCAUAUGAACUGGAGUAUGGGAAAGAUUGUUUGGAGAUGCAUGUUGGAGCUGUACAGCAAGGGGAUAGAGCAGUCAUACUUGAUGAUUUGGUAGCUACGGGUGGAACGCUCUCUGCUGCAAUUAAACUUCUAGAACGGAUGGGGGCUGAAGUGGUUGAGUGUGGUUGCGUUAUCGGAGUGCCAGAGGUCAAGGGGCAAAGUAGGCUAAAGGGAAAGCCUCUGUAUAUUCUAGUUGAACCGCGGGAACUAGAAGACUCUUGAUGAGAUAUGUGAAUCCUUAGAUUGAUUUCUGUCAAGAAGAGAUGAUGCCGAUGAGAAAAAUCACAGCUGUUUGGUUGACCGAUGCUCAAAUUUUGGUUUCCAUUUAUCAUUUGUUGGCUAUUCUUCUUUUUUUCAUAUGGUUCUUUCAGUUUCAUGAUUAGUUAAAUUUCAUUGUUUGAGAUUUUCUUGUAAAAGCUGACUGAAAAUGUGCCAUGACAGAAGCUGGGUUUGACCAUACAUUGUUCUAUCUAAUUUACUUGAUGCGAUUCAUUUUUAAAUAAUAUUCUACCA
This is a messenger RNA of Nicotiana tabacum (common tobacco), 1150 nucleotides long. Its product is annotated as adenine phosphoribosyltransferase 5-like. Lineage: Eukaryota; Viridiplantae; Streptophyta; Magnoliopsida; Solanales; Solanaceae. Gene Ontology annotation, biological process: adenine salvage. Gene Ontology annotation, molecular function: adenine phosphoribosyltransferase activity. The record is from RefSeq and is a predicted model, not a curated record. Gene Ontology annotation, cellular component: cytoplasm; cytosol.